Rhododendron vialii is the source of this 793-nucleotide messenger RNA. RefSeq names its product thioredoxin-like 3-2, chloroplastic. The transcript is spliced from 5 exons. The record is from RefSeq and is a predicted model, not a curated record. The coding region runs from base 93 to 680 and encodes 195 amino acids. Gene Ontology annotation, cellular component: chloroplast stroma. NCBI's taxonomy places the organism in Eukaryota, Viridiplantae, Streptophyta, Magnoliopsida, Ericales, Ericaceae.
GCUUCCUGAGCAAAUUUACUCUUCUGCAAACCACAUACUAAAUUCGAACACAAAUUACACAGAGACAUAUACUGAUAUACAUACGUGAACAAAUGCCCUAUUCUACGCGAAUCUCUCCGACCUUCAAUCUUCUCCAUCAAACCAAACCACAGUGUUUUUCAUUUGACAUUUCUGGGUUCUAUCAACACUUCUCAAAUCCAUCUUCUUUUGCGAUUAAUCGUGGUUUGUGUUCGAGUAGCAUACGUGUGGUUGGUGGGCGUAUUAAAGCAUUGACUAGUCACAGCGAAGAAGGUCCCGUUCAGGAUCUCGACUCUUCGCCGGUUUCGGUUGAUUUAGAGCCGAUUGCGUGCGAGAGCCAGUUCGAUCGGGUCGUCUCCGAGGCACAACGGCUCGAUGAACCGGUUGUGAUUCUGUGGAUGGCAAAAUGGUGCAGGAAAUGUGUAUAUUUGAAACCAAAAUUGGAAAAACUUGCUGCAGGUUACUAUCCGAGGAUACGAUUCUACUCUGUAGAUGUGAAUAAUGUUUCACACAAGCUUGUGGUUCGUGCAGGAGUAACUAAAAUGCCAACAAUACAGUUGUGGAAGGAUAGCAAGAAGCAGGCAGAGGUAAUUGGAGGCCACAAAGCACAUUUGGUUGCUAAUGAGAUCCGUGACAUGAUCGAAAAUGAGUUUUCCGUGUAACUUUCUUCUUGAUAUGCAAAUCUUCUAGUCUUGAUUUUGGUUUUUUUCUUACAGAUUCGUAACUUCAAAUUCCCUUGUAAUUCUUCGUUUAUAAUGUAAAUGAGUUAAACUGC